Siniperca chuatsi (mandarin fish) is the source of this 4848-nucleotide messenger RNA. RefSeq names its product NACHT, LRR and PYD domains-containing protein 12-like. The transcript is spliced from 9 exons. Bases 182 to 3157 code for a protein of 991 amino acids. The record is from RefSeq and is a predicted model, not a curated record. Lineage: Eukaryota; Metazoa; Chordata; Actinopteri; Centrarchiformes; Sinipercidae. Gene Ontology annotation, molecular function: protein binding.
GAGGAAACUGAAGGCUGAGGCAGGGUGAGUGUUAAUCCAACAUUUUUAUUAUUUUACUGUCAGAGUCUCUGAGUCAGUUUUCUCCCGUCGACUGUAGAGGAAAGAAAUGUUAGAAUGAACUCAACAGUUUGAUUCAUCUGUGGACACAAAGCCGUGAUUGGCUGAAUAAUAAGUCCAGAAGAUGAGUGUUUGCGUGGAGGAAGAGGAGGACAGAGCAGAGUCUCCAGGAUCCAGCUGUCUGUCUAUGAAGAGGGGCCAGUCCAAAGCGGAUCCUCCAGGCUUCAGUGAUGAACCUGGACCCUCAGACACAAAAGUUGAGUCCAACAGACAGAGAGCAGAGUCUCCAGGAUCCAGCUGUCUGUCUCUGAAGAGUGACCGGUCCAAAGGUUUUCUUCCAGACUUCAGUAAUGAACCUGGACCCUCAGACACAAAGUUGUGUGUCUUACACUGCAUCACCUCAUACUGGGACCAGUCUGCUUCAUCAGGAGACUCCUCCUGUCCCCAGUGUGGAGAAAGAUCCAGAACAAGACCUGGACUGCAGACAGCCCGUCAGACCAGGACUGUACAAAUGAGUGGUGGUCUGCAGGAGGUUUUAGAUGAACAUAAGAUCAGUCUGAGGAGGAGAUGUGAACGUGUGACUGAAGGAAGUGAUGAAACAGGAAGUGGAACCCUCCUCAACAGGAUCUACACUGAGCUCUACAUCACAGACGGACAGCGUGAAGAGGUUAAUACCCAACAUGAGGUGAGGCAGCUUGAGACAGCUUCCAAGAUGAAGACCCUCCAUGACACUCCAAUCAAGUGCCACGACAUCUUUAAAGCCUUACCUGGCCAACAGGGACACAUCAGAGUCGUUCUGACGAACGGCGUCGCUGGCGUUGGAAAAACCUUCUCGGUGCAGAAGUUCACUCUGGACUGGGCAGAGGACUUGGAAAACCAAGACGUCAGUCUGCUGAUUCUGCUUUCGUUCAGGGAGCUGAACUUGAUCAGAGAUGCGCGGUACAGUCUUCUCCAGCUGCUCCAUGUUUUCCAUCCAACAUUACAGAAGGUCACAGCAGAGAAGCUCGCUGUCUGUAAACUUCUGUUCAUCUUUGACGGCCUGGAUGAAAGCAGACUUUCACUGGAUUUCCACAACAAUGAGGUCGUGUCUGAUGUCACACAGAAGUCAUCAGUCAACGUGCUGCUGACAAACCUCAUCGAGGGGAAUCUGCUUCCCUCGGCUCUCGUCUGGAUCACUUCCCGACCUGCAGCAGCCAAUCAGAUCCCUCCUUCAUGUGUUGGCAGGGUAACAGAAGUACGAGGCUUCACUGACACCCAGAAGGAGGAGUACUUCAGGAGGAGAUUCAGUGAUGAAGAGCUGUCCAGCAGAAUCAUCUCGCACAUCAAGACAUCCAGGAGCCUCCACAUCAUGUGUCUAAUCCCAGUCUUCUGCUGGAUCACUGCUACAGUUCUGGAGCACAUGUUGACUACAGACCAGAGAGGAGAGCUGCCCAAGACCCUGACUGACAUGUACUCACACUUCCUGCUGGUUCAGACAAAGAGGAAGAAGCAGAAGUAUGAUGAGGGUCAUGAGACGAGUCCACAGGAGCUGACAAAGGCUGAUAGGAAGGUUCUUCUGAAGCUCGGGAGGCUGGCGUUUGAACAGCUGGAGGAAGGAAACAUCAUGUUCUACCAAGAAGAGCUGGAGCAGUGUGGUCUGGAUGUCUCAGAGGCCUCGGUGUACUCAGGAGUUUGUACAGAGAUCUUCAGAAGAGAGAGUGUGAUCUUCCAGAAAACAGUCUACUGCUUUGUUCAUCUGAGCGUUCAGGAGUUUCUGGCUGCCGUCUACAUGUUCCACUGUUACACCAACAGGAAGACAGAGGUACUGAAGGCAUUUCUGGAAGAUGAUGAUGACGACAGGGACUCAAACCCAAAGUCUUUUCUCAAAAAGAUUUUUAAGACUAUUGGAAACAAUGAUAGCCCAUCCCUGGGAACCCAACAUGUUGAUUCAACCCUGGACGUCUUCCUGAGGAGUGCCAUGGAGAAAUCUCUCCAAAGUGAAAAUGGCCACCUGGACCUGUUUGUUCGCUUCCUUCAUGGCCUCUCUCUGGAGUCCAACCAGACACUCUUAGGCGGCCUGCUGGGUCGGACAAACAACAGUCCAGAAAUCAUCCAGAGAGCCAUCAACAACCUGAAGGAGAUGAACAGUGAUGAGAUCUCUCCUGACAGAAGCAUCAACAUCUUCCACUGUCUGAUGGAGAUGAACGACCACUCAGUCCAUCAGGAGAUCCAAGAGUUCCUGAAGUCAGAGAACAGAUCAGAGAAGAAACUCUCUGUGAUCCACUGCUCAGCUCUGGCCUACAUGCUGCAGAUGUCAGAGGAGGUUCUGGAUGAUUUGGACCUGAAGAAGUACAACACAUCAGAAGAGGGACGACAGAGACUGAUUCCAGCUGUGAGGAACUGCAGAAAGGCUGUACUUUCCUACUGUCGACUCUCAAAGCCUCACUGUGAAGUCGUGGCCUCAGCUCUGAAGUCCAACCCCUCCCAUCUGAGAGAGCUGGACCUGAGUCGCAACAACCUGCAGGGUUCUGGAGUGAAGCUGCUGUCUGCUGGACUGGAGAGUCCACACUGCAGACUGGAGACACUGAGAUUGAGUGGCUGCAAGUUAUCAGAGACCAGCUGUGCUUCUCUGGCUUCAGCUCUGAAGUCCAACCCCUCCCAUCUGAGAGAGCUGGACCUGAGUAACAACAAGCUGCAGGAUUCAGGAGUGAAGCUGCUGUCUGCUGGACUGGAGAGUCCACACUGUAGACUGGAGACUCUGAGAUUGAGUGGCUGCAGUUUGUCAGAGAUCAGCUGUGCUUCUCUGGCCUCAGCUCUGAAGUCCAACCACUCCCAUCUGAGAGAACUGGAGCUGAGUGACAACAAGCUGCAGGAUUCAGGAGUGAAGCUGCUGUCUGCUGGACUGGAGAGUCCACACUGUAGACUGGAGACUCUGAGAUUGAGGGGCUGCAGUUUGUCAGAGAUCAGCUGUGCUUCUCUGGCCUCAGCUCUGAAGUCCAACCCCUCCCAUCUGAGAGAGCUGGACCUGGGUGACAACAAGCUGCAGGAUUCAGGAGUGAAGCUGCUGUCUGCUGGACUGGAAAGUCCACACUGCAGACUGGAGACUCUGAGAUGGAAGUGAUCUCAGCAGCAGCUGGUGUGUGGAGAGGCUCUGACUGGGCCAUGUUACUGGGAGGUGGAGUGGAGAGGAGAGCUUCAUCCAGCAGUGACUGACGGAGGAAUCACAACAAGUGGAGUCUCAGUGCUGCAGUCUGAACUGCUCUGGGAUCAGCUCCACUGUCAGACACAAAGGCAAGUCCACCAUCGUCCCUGUGUGUUCCUCUGGAUGUGGCAGAGUAUCAUCAGUGUAUCUGGACUCUCUGCUGCUGCUCUGUCCUUCUACACAGUCUCUGCAGACACACUGAGACUCCUUCACUCCUUCUGCUCCACACUCAGCCACCUCCUCCACCUGCACCUGGACCUGGUCCUGCACCUGCACCUGGACCUGCACCUGCACCUGGACCUGCACCUGCACCUGGACCUGAACCUGGACCUGGACUUUAUUUAGUCUUUUUUUAUUCCUUCACAUAUUCUGAACCCAAAGUGCCUCUGCAGAUUAGUUCUGUUUAUGACAACAUAACUGCAGAUUAACACUUAUUUAAAUGGUUUCUCUGUUUUGUUUUCUGUUACAUCUCCACCUUGUGGAAUGAUGGAGAAUUGCAGUUAAUUUCCACAUUAUAUUUCUAAUUCAUUUUGGAAGUUGAUGUGAGAAAGCAGCAUCCAGCCUGAAUGCAUAAAGUUACCUCUCUGAAGUUCUGGUUAUUACCACCAAUACCAGACUUUUCUCUUAGUUUAACAGUUUGUAACACAGAAACAAGAAGAUAAAACCUGUAGAAAGUUUAAUCGAAGCUUCACUGAGUUUCACAAACUGAAACAUGAUUCUGACUCCAAACUCAAGUAUCAUUGUUAUUAGUGCAAGAUUAUAUAUCUAUUAGCUUUUUAAAAUAGUCUGUUUUGCUAGUAUAUCCCAACAGAUUGUGUUAUUGCAGAGAACUGAACUAAAGAACUGAAGUCUGGUGAUAAUUAUCUGUGGGUUUGUCACUAUGAACGACCUCUUUCACGUCCUCAUUUGAUCCAUUGUUAAUAUACAAAUAUUGAUUAGAGAAGCUUGUAGUUACUGAAAUAUCUCUGGAUGUUGGUGAAAAGCCAGUGCCAGUGCCAGUGUCUUAAACCUUGGUCACACACUGAACACCAGAACAUUUUAAUAACUUGGUUUAUAAUAUUUUUUUCUUUUGACAUCAAAUGAAUCAGAAAAUAUGUCAAAUAUAACAGAAAAAGUACUAACUAUAAACUGUAGUGUCAUUAUUAGUGAUUUAGAUGAUGUACAUGUAUAUAUUUGUUCCGUUUUCUCAUAUCUUUGUUUUAUCUCUUUAUGUAUUCUUGCUUUUGUUUUUUAUUAAGAAAUACACAGAUUCUCUAAAAAGCAGAUUAGUUUAAAUUAAGUGCCACCUGGAUUUUAUGUUCCCAAACAUGAUUUCAAAUGAUUGUUUCCUGCUGCAAGAGGACAAUUCUUUUUUUGUCAAUAAGUUCUUGGGAAUUUUGGUUACCCAGAUAUUAAGACACUAAAUUACAUGAAGGACAAAACAAAAGGAGAGCAAGUAGACACAUGGUACUGCAUCCACAUGUGUCAAAACACUGUGUAUCAUAAAACUUAAAGAUUAAACACCCAAUGUCUGAAAAAUAUUAGUAAAAUGUCCAAAAAGUGUACUGUGUUCAUUUUGACAUUAAGAAAUGACAGAAUCAAAUAAACUCAAAUCAAAUCUUUUGACAUGA